This is a messenger RNA of Sesamum indicum (sesame), 1501 nucleotides long. Its product is annotated as alpha/beta-Hydrolases superfamily protein. Gene Ontology annotation, cellular component: chloroplast. The record is from RefSeq and is a predicted model, not a curated record. NCBI's taxonomy places the organism in Eukaryota, Viridiplantae, Streptophyta, Magnoliopsida, Lamiales, Pedaliaceae. Gene Ontology annotation, molecular function: chlorophyllase activity. Gene Ontology annotation, biological process: chlorophyll metabolic process.
UCUUCACCACGAAAUAGGAGGCCUGGUCCUCCUGCUGUCGCCCAUUUGGUGGUUCUUGUUUCUUCCCAGCUCUCUCUCACUUCGGAUUUUACUGGCGGGACUCGGAUUUGCAUGCAUAUUUUCUGAUUUUGUCAAACAAUAGGAAACUGGAAAUCGAUUGUUUAUGGCUGUAAAUCUUGCUGCGCCCUCUUCCUUUUUCCUACCAUUUUCUUCAUCUUCAUCCACACCUCUGCAAAUACAUCACAAUUCCACUUGCACUUUGCAGACUCGCCGCAAAUUUCAUUCCUUGGUUGUUCCCAAGCAUCCCAUUGCCUCCCUGACUUGCGCUAAUGCCUCCGUCACCUCCUCCACGGCGGCGGUUUCGGCUGAAAAGGAGGAAGUUUUGCCGCCUUUGGAUGUCAGCGAAAUUAAUCGGAAAUCGAAAAAGUGGGUGUGGAAAGGAUAUACCAUCAGUUACUUGGUUUAUCCAGAAGGCAAUAGUGAUGCUGCUGCUGUGAAUCCUCCGCUUCUUCUAGUUCAUGGCUUUGGUGCAUCAAUUGCUCAUUGGCGCAGGAAUAUUCCGACACUGGCUCAAAGUCACACAGUUUAUGCCAUUGACCUCCUAGGUUUUGGUGCUUCGGAUAAGCCAGCCGGUUUCCAAUAUUCCAUGGAGGUCUGGGCUCAGUUGAUACUGGAUUUCUUGGAUGAAGUUGUCCAAAGGCCUACUGUAUUACUGGGGAACUCUGUUGGUAGUCUUGCUUGUGUAAUUGCUGCUGCAGAAUCGAGUCGGUCCCUAGUGCGAGGGCUUGUGCUGUUCAAUUGCGCUGGUGGCAUGAACAACAAGGCUAUUGUUGAUGACUGGAGAAUAAAGCUACUCUUGCCUUUGCUUUGGCUUUUUGACUUCUUACUGAAGCAAAAAGGAAUUGCUUCUUAUUUAUUUGAUCGUGUCAGACAAAGAGAUAACCUGAGAAAUGUCUUGUUGUCCGUCUAUGGAAAUAAGGAGUCUGUGGAUGAGGACCUUGUGGAGAUUAUUAGGAAACCGGCACUGGAUGAAGGGGCUCUUGAUGCUUUUGUUUCCAUAGUUACAGGCCCCCCCGGGCCAAAUCCAAUCCAGUUGAUUCCAAAGAUCACCUUACCCGUGUUGGUCUUAUGGGGUGAUCAAGACCCAUUCACCCCAAUUGAUGGGCCUGUUGGUAAAUACUUCUCAACGUUACCUGCCCAAAUGCCAAAUGUUAACCUCUUUUUAUUGGAAGGAGUUGGACAUUGUCCUCAUGAUGACAGGCCAGACUUGGUCCAUGAAAAAUUGCUUCCUUGGCUCUCAGAGCUUCCAGUUUCAUGAGAGAUUGUUCUGUUGUGGUUGUGGAAUCCUUAUCACAAAUUGUGUAUAUGUUGCACUUAUUUGCUGUUCAUCAAUUGACCACGGAAUCAUAUUCGGAACCACCCUUAUCACAAAUUGUAUAUAUAUUGAACUUAUUUGCCGUUGAACAAUUGAUCAGGGACAGUAUCAUAUUCAGGUUUUGCA